AUACUUCAUAAUUUCGCAACUCUCCAUUUUAUCUAUAGAAUGUGGCCAAUUACUAAAGCCACGUCUAAAAGCAAACAUAGUUUCAAUAUAGAUAAACAUUCAGAAGCUAAUAUAACUUGCUAAAUUAUUCCCAGCGAACAAUAGAGCCUUCGUAAUUAUCAUCGUUAUCUAGCUGGCUUGGAUGUGAUUAGCUUUCUAUUAUCAAAAAUGAACAUAAUAUUUGGAUGUAGCUAUUAUAUACUUUUUUGUCAAGUUUCUAUUCCGAUGUCUAUCAGUAAAUGCAGUUAUCAGUUUCUCAUCAACUCACAGGGAAAUGAUGAUAGUGUUUGUUUAUGACACAGCCCGUUGUCGGAGGGAGGAAGAUGACCCUGCAGAGGCAGUUGUUUACUUUCAUCCUGCAUGGGUAUCGCCUACGCAAAGACUGGCACUCGCCGGUCAAUUAAUGGGUGUUACUCAAUUUAUAAGCACCUCAUUUUCACCCCCACGAAUAAUUGCUCUUCAAGGUGGAAAAUUUGUUUUGAAAAAGUUAGGACAAUAUGUACUUGCGGUUGGAACGGACAGAAAUAUUCAAGACUGGGUUCUAGAGAGACGAGCUGAUACCUUGGAGUCGACGUUAAAAUUCUUCCAUCGAGACUUGGAAACUAUCUCGGCAUCAUUAGGGGGUGACAGAAAUAGGUUGACCGAAAAACUGUAUCAAAUGUUCGAAACUUACCUUCCAAUACUGCAAUAUGGUGCCAAUUUGUUCUCUAAUCUUCCAACUAUCAAAUUUCCCAAGAGUGCCAGUAACGUUUUUCUGGAAGCCAUCCAAGUCCUACAAUAUUGCCAGGAAACUAACGGCAUUCUUGGUGGAGCUUUAUUUUAUAAUAACAAAGUUGUAGCUACCCAGCUGAAUGCUGAACUGACCAAACAAAUAAUUAUUACUGAUCCGUAUCGUAUCAAGGCUCCCGCGGAAACCUUAGGAACGGGACUUGACCUGCCAGUUGGUGUUCAACUAUUGCGAGUCUAUAUUCAACGAAAACAACUUACAGAAUUAAAACAGAAUUCCUCUGCCGAACGAAUCCGUAAUUCGCAUGUUGAUUCUGCCUCAAAAAAAGUAACGUUGAAGAAGAACUUGUCGAAGAAUAACAUCAAGGAUUCCUGUGUAUCGGGAAUGAAACGCGACACAUCUCGGAUAUUCACAGUUCCAGAGGAAGGGGAAUUGGACUCCUCUCAGUACAGUAACGGAGCACCAUUUUGCCCUCCUUUACCAGCUACAACGUACAGUUCGCCAGCGAAACGGAAGCAAGAGAUCACAACCACAGAUCGUCCCAAAGCUGUAAAUCCUCAGACCCCUAGUGUGUGUUCUACGCCAUUAAAGGAUGUGAACAGAAUGCUUCAUGGCACCGCAGUAUCGAUUUGUAGUGCUGCCGAGGAUCUAGACUAUAAAGGGGCUAACGAAAACCAAGUGAUGGACGCCGGAGAUCCUAAUGACAUUCCAGACCUUGUCAAGGAGGCACUCAGGUGUAAGAGAGUGAAUAAGUUGAAAAAUGCGCCUCCAAAAGAGAAAUUAGAAAAAAGUGGAGCUUUGGAUAGAAGAAGCAUGAGUUUGCCAGACCUCACAGACUCUUCGAGCAAACAUACGAAUAGGGUAUCUCUAAGAUAUUAUAGUAUAGGACUGCCAAAGUUGAAUCAAAAUCUGCAAUUCGAUUACGAGAACUCACCUCAAAAGAAAUUACCUCCUGGAAAGCAAUUCUUCCAUACAAUCACAGAUCCUUGUUAUCCAGUAUUCAGAUGCGAUGGCUUGCCAGUAUCCAAAGCUUUGUAUGACGACUAUUUAGCCACGCAUUACCAAGAACUUAAAUCUGGCUUUAUAGAUAAGACAUCCAAUGAAAGUGGAGAUUUUUUUAAAAACUUUCCUCAGAUUGAAAACGGGAAAGCUACUGUAAUACAAGGAUUUGACUGCCAAGUUGUUCCAAUGUCGGAAAGUCCCAUAACUUUCGACUCUGACGUACCCACGGAUAAAAAGAGCAAACAGGAAAUGUAUCGUCGGUCCAUGAGCCUGCCUCUAAAAUCUCUGAAUGCCCCUGAAGAAGAGGACAGAGAGAAAUCAAAUUCAGAGGGUGGUAGCAUAUUUGAUUUACCUCAAAAAAGAAAACUUGAAGGAUUGCAAUUAACUCCGUUAAUGUCCAAGCUCAGUCUACUGGCUGAUGAACGUACGAGCGGUUUUUGCAGUAGGGAAACAACUCCAAGUGAAUAUCGUGACCUAUCCAGUUUCUCUACAGCCGCUAAUCAGUUGAUUAAAAAUAAACUAGAUGCCGUAAGUAAUGAUGAUGAGAGCGACGAAGAAGACGACCUUGAUCAGGACUGGAUAUCUCCGAAAAAAGAAGACUCGUCCCUUGAGAAAGUUGAAUUGUUUCUCUGUGGCCAGCAGAACAUGGUUUUAGUGUUACUGAUGGAAGAGAAUAUAGGCAACAACAAAGAUCUCGUUCAUUCUCUAUGGCAAACUUGCGUCGAAGUUCUUGGUAGGCUCGAAUCUAGACUUCAACGUUGUCUGGAACCACUGCCACCGAGUGAGAGCAGGGAACUAUACAGCGUUCUCAGCGUAGAUCCAGAAUGGGACACGGUUCAUCGUGCUGGACUCUGGGGCGUCACGGAGAUAGAAAUUGUUUCCUCUCUUCACGAUAGAUUUAGUCGAGCUAGUAAUUUAACCGAUAUUAUAGUCAGAACCGAGGAUACAGUUGUGUAUGGAUAUCAGUGUGGAAAGGUAGAAAUUUUUUAUCAGCAGGCAAUGGCACCAAACAUGACUGGAGGAUUACCCACGCCAGCGGAUUUAAUGGGUGUGGUGCCUCUGAAGGCUAAACGACGACUUGAGAGAGAUCACGGAAUUGUUUUGUUGUAAACAAGACUAAAUAGUUUUUGCUGAAUGAAAGAAAAAUUCAUAAAGAAUCAAGGGUAUAACGGUAGCUUUACAUUCACGACUGAAUGAUACUCAGAAACUCUUAACUUAUUCCAAUAAGCUGAUAGGUUUUAAUAUGUACGUGAACGACUAAUCCAGAAUUAAUUGGAGCUUAAUUGUAUAUUUCGAAUUCUUGCCAAAAUAAGAUUUUUAUAGGCCAUAUCUUUUAACUAGGAGCUUUGUACAUUAUUAUUGAUUCAAUUUAUGUCAAUUUUAAUUCCUUCUAAAAAUAGAUACUCGUGAUUAAUUUAGUUAUCAUCGAGCAUUCAUAAUAAUUGACUCAGUUGUAUUUGAAUUAUAACUUGAGAAUAAACACAUGCCAGAAA
Athalia rosae (coleseed sawfly) is the source of this 3261-nucleotide messenger RNA. RefSeq lists its product as uncharacterized. The transcript has 9 exons. Bases 314 to 2878 code for a protein of 854 amino acids. Gene Ontology annotation, biological process: vesicle-mediated transport. The record is from RefSeq and is a predicted model, not a curated record. Lineage: Eukaryota; Metazoa; Arthropoda; Insecta; Hymenoptera; Athaliidae.